This is a messenger RNA of Brassica napus (rape), 1418 nucleotides long. RefSeq lists its product as uncharacterized. Bases 1 to 399 code for a protein of 132 amino acids. Lineage: Eukaryota; Viridiplantae; Streptophyta; Magnoliopsida; Brassicales; Brassicaceae. The record is from RefSeq and is a predicted model, not a curated record. The transcript has 4 exons.
AUGUGGUUGUGCUCGAUCAUACAAGUGACACCAAAGUUCCUACUUUUUGAUAAUCUAGCAAAUCAGCUCUUACAUCAGCCUUGCCUUGAGCUCACCGGACUCAUAUCCGACGAGAUCCAAGAACCAUAUCUUUUGCCCGGUGCUAUCAACAAUUUGGUUGGUAAAACUUUUCUUUUCAAGAUAUCGAUUGAGCGGAAAAACUAUUUGUACAAGCAUGAAACUUACAAGGUGCUGAAGAUUAUCACAAACACUGAGAUGAUUUCUGAGUUUGAAGUGACUAAUUCGCCUACGGGGAGUGAAAAUAUUGCUGCUAUUGAUAACAGUAUUGUGUCUUAUGCACCAGAGGGGUCGAUGAUGUUGCGUGGCUGUCCAUCUGGUGAGUCUGACUCAAAGAGUUGAACUCCAGCUAAAAGAGCUGGGGCACCAGUGAUUAAUCUGGAGGAAACAUUUGAUCAGACUUCUGUUACUCGCACUCAUUGUCCAGUGAAGAUCAAGAAGGAGAAGAAAGAUAAAAGUGGCUAAAGGGAAUCAUUGAAGUAUAAGAGAGUAGAGGAUUAUUUUUUUCUAAAACUUGCUUGAAUUAUUGGUUUCUGUUUUUUCUUUCAGUCAGCACUUUAUUUUAUUUAAAUUUCUGAGCUGUUUCCCAGCGAGCUUAUUGUCUACUUUUAAUUAAUAUAUAUAUAAAGCCUCUACUCUCAUUUUAUGGGUAUUUAAUCUAAGUUAUAAGUUGUUCUACUCAGUUUUUAGAUAGACUAUCUUAACGUGCCAUCCUUUGGGAAAUUAAUUGGGGUGUUGGUAAUUUACAGUUCUAAUUCUUGAAAACCAUAGUAGGUGAUUUAACAUUUGUUUAUGGUGACAUUAUUUUUUCGAAUCAUGAUCAGGUGGAUUCAAGCACGUGAAAACCAUUGAUGGAUUUUCGAAAAUUUUAUUUGAGCCUGAUGAUGUUCCAGAGAUUCAGUCUUUCAGAAUGAGGUAAUAAAAUUUGAUUGUUGAAUAGGGAACUCACUUUACUUUAUAUUUAUGCUCACUUAUUUUCUCUAUUUUUUUUAUAGGAUCCCAUACUAUGGAUACUGAAGAAAAGAAUCAUGGCAAUGACAUGGUUUUAAUAUUUUAUUUUUAUGUCGUCGUUUAAUUAUGUUUUGUUGCUUUCGUAUUUUACGUUCCUCUCCUCCUUAUGUUUUUUUUAUUUAUUUUAAACUCUACAUUUUUAAUAUCUUUUUCUAUGCUUUGUUUUAUUAACCACAGAAACGAUCUAUACUGUUACCAAUAGCAAAGACUCAAACAAUUAUGAAAUCGCUCGAUACUAACCUUAUGUAAACACCAAGAAGUUAAAUUUGCCUGAGAUGCAUUGUUAGCAACUGCUUUCCCCCCCAAAAAUCUUAAGCGUUUCUUGAUCUGACCCCACGCAUAUAUCCAAU